AUGGGUUCAUGUAUAAAUCUCCAAAAGAAAAGAGCAACAGGAGCUGAAUUUGGCAAGUCUCAAUCAUAUAAUGUUAUGGUUGUAGCAACAUCAGCAUUUUUUAACUCUGAUAAACUAAAACGCCAAAACUCAUCCAAAAUCAAAGAUCUUCGAAGAAAGAUAUGAAUAAAAAAGGCUGAAAACGUGCCUAAAUUGAAUCUGUCCAAAAGUGAUCUAUACAUAAGAAGGUUCAAAAACAAUAGUAAAAUCAGUUCAUUAUCAAUAUAA
Messenger RNA from Blepharisma stoltei, 267 nucleotides. The record is from the annotation of a GenBank genome assembly. Lineage: Eukaryota; Ciliophora; Heterotrichea; Heterotrichida; Blepharismidae.